CCGAAGCGAGCCGAAAGCAGCCGAACGAGCACGAGGCAACAGGCGGCUCGUUUUAAACCCGUGGUCUACGGGGAGUUUUCAAAGCAGUGGGCUGACAGUAAGCCGUCGGCGUUCGGAGCGUGUGCAUCGUUUCUACGUAUCGACGGUUUCUUUUCGGUGAAAAACGAACGUUUCGUUACGAUCGUUCUAGGUGUCGAUUUCGUUCGUUUUCGUCCUUUCGGAAACGCCACGCAUCAUUUAUACGGUUGAAUUUUGAUGUGCGGUAUCGUGAUUAUUGCGAGUGACGUAAUAUUGGAAAGAUCGUCGAAAAAGUGUCGAAUCACGGGAUACUUUGUGACCAUUGACCAUUGACGCGAUACAUAACGUAUAUAUAACGUAUAUAUAUAAAUAUAUAUGAUUGGUUAAAAUUAUUGGUGAUCGUGCAAAUGUCGAAAAAGUUGUCCCUCCUCCCCCUCCCCGCAUAAUUGAGCAGCGAUGUCGAAAAUAGGACGGGAGAAAAAAUAAAAUGGAUUUCGCGGAAGGUGACUGAACGGUUAAACAGUUUAUCGGUUAACGCGAAAAAAACGCGGGACGAGAGCUGUUUGAAAUCCCGAGUAAACACGCAGUAUUCUUGAGUAGACGAAAGUUUAUGUUUGACGACAAACAUCGAGCGGAUCGGUGAAGGUACGUGUACGUAGAUACAGAAGUCCGCGUAUUUGUCCUUUGGACGUUAACGGUGCCGGCUGGAAGAGAUCGGUUUUCCUUUACGGAAAAGUUUAGCCUGGACCGUUGGGACGUAAUUUUCACUCUAGGAAUCCGAUAAUGGAGGUUCUCGGAUUUGAAAAGCGUCGUGUCUAAAAUGUUUUUUCAACGUCUUGAUAAAUUGCUUUCUCGUCGAAAUCUCAAGAUGACGACAUCGUUAAACCGUGGAUUAAUCAUCUUGUCGCUUUUGACUGUUCUGUGUCGGGCCAACGAAUUAAAAGACUACUGUUCGAUACACAAGUUUGACAACUUACCACCUGGUGGUCUCAGAUUUACGAAAGAAGUCGUAACAACGGAAUACGCAAAUAUCGGAGCGUUCAAAGCACUUCAUUGCUGCCUGCGAGGAUACAGAAGCAUCGAAUGGUACAAGGACAACAGGGCCUAUCCUUGGCCAGGUGGCGAGAGCCACUUCAUCCUGUAUCCGGAGAGCGCGAACCAGACGAUUUACGCGCAGAAGGUGAGAGCCUCUGACGCGGGACGAUAUUCCUGUCAGGCGAGGAACGAUACCACCAUCCUCGAAGGGGAUAUCACGCUCGCCGUCCUUGGAGAGAAAUCGAGCGGAUACACGGGGAAACCGCUGCCAACGUACAGGCCAGCCUCGCAGUUGGUUCCGCUGGGAGGAGCUGCGAGAUUGUUUUGCGAGGCGUAUCUCGGGAAGGUGGAGCUGCCGGACGCGAAAAAUUCGGUGACUUGGUCGAAGAGCGACAGCAACGUCACGUUGCCCAGUCACGGAAGGAUCGCCCAGCACAAAGUGUCCAGGGAAAACAAUCAGAUCAUCGGCUCUUACUUGGAGAUCGAGGACAUCACUCUGGAAGAUUACGGGGAGUACAAAUGCGAAGUUAGCAACGGAGUGGACGAGGAGAUCACGUUACCCGCUCACGUUUAUCGACAAGAGCCACAAUUCGCGCUGGGACUGCAAAACGGAUCCUGGAGAAGAUCGUUCCUGGUGGGCGUUCUAGUGCUGGUUUUGCUGAUCUCGGCCGGUGCGUUCUACGCUCGUUGCUGGCUGCCACUGGUCCUGCUCUGCCGCGACAAAUUCGCCCCUCUCGAGGAGAACGAUGGAAAGGAAAGCGACGCCCUGGUAUGCUAUCACGAAGACUCGAACCUGGCCAUCGGCAUAGUGAUACCCACGUUGGAGUCGAGGCAUCGGUACAAGUGCACGUCGCUCGAGCUCUCCCAGCUGAAUCAGAAUUGUAAGACCGGACUUUAAUUAAACCUCCGCCUCUCUCUC
Apis florea (little honeybee) is the source of this 1972-nucleotide messenger RNA. RefSeq names its product interleukin-1 receptor accessory protein-like 1-B. Gene Ontology annotation, biological process: signal transduction. The record is from RefSeq and is a predicted model, not a curated record. NCBI's taxonomy places the organism in Eukaryota, Metazoa, Arthropoda, Insecta, Hymenoptera, Apidae.